UUCCCCACCACACCAACUCCGCUUGAAUCACAGCAACCCCUUCAGUUUAGCGGAUUGAUUUACUUGGAGUAUUGGUAAAUAUGAUCACGUGGGCGGAGGGACCAAUGGCUGAGCCCGGCCGCCUGCAAAAUACUACGAUUGUUCUCCGGGCCAGGCGAUCAUCUACAGUUAACAGAGUAACCUUUUUUGCCUUCCCCCCAUCAUAUGCCCUGCUACGGAGGGAGCCUCCAAAAAAUGUCGACCGGCGGCACCCUCAGUAACUACUAUGUCGAUUCCCUCAUAGGCCACGACAGCGAGGAAGUGUACGGUGGCGGCGUCGGAGGAGCAGGAGCAGCAGGAGGAGGCGUCGGCGGCAUCGGAGGGGCUGCCCGGUUCCUGCAGGGAGGUCACCAUGCGACCCCCAGGCCACCCUCAGGUGUGGUGGCCGAGGGCUCGGAUUUCUCCUCCUGCAGCUUCGCGCCCAAGUCGGCCGUCUUCCCAGCCUCGUGGCCCGCCGUGCACCCUCAGCCUCCUGCGCCCAUGCCCGGCAUUUACCACCCUUACAUGCCCCAGCCGCACUUAGGCGGACCGGGCGAGGGCGGCGGAGGCGGCGGAGGCAGAUACGUGCGCUCCUGGAUUGAGCCCUUCGCCUCUUUCCCCAGCAGCCCCGGCAACGGCGGCGGAGGCAACAGCAACGUCUCCGCCGCUGGUGCCGCGGCUGCUGCAGCAGCGGCGACCAGCAUCGCCUCCAACGGCGCCGGCGGUGGCUCCUCCAGCGCGCGCCACUAUGGGAUCGUCAAGCCGGAGAGCGGGGCAGCAGCCGCCGCCGCCGCCGCCGGUCCGGUGGGGCCCUCUCCUUCCUCCUCCUCCUCUGCCACCAUCUCCUCUUCCUCCUCGUCUUGCAGCUCCGAUUCUCCUUCCAAAAGAACUGAGUGCGCGCCGUCUAGGGAGCCCUCGGGGGUCAAUGGGCCCGAGUACACGUGCAAUUCCUUCCUGGCAGAGCCCCGCGAGAAGGCGACGGCGGCAGCAACAGUGAGCAACGGUUCUUCUCACCCGGUUGCGGCCGCCGUAGCUGCAGCCACCAGCAAUAUCACCAGCAGCAACAGCAGCAGCAGCAGCAGUACCGCCACCCCGGCCAAGCCAGCGUCUGGUUGCAGCCGCAAUGCUAGCCCCAGCAGCGAUCUGAAGGAGGAGAAGCCUCAGCAGCAACUUGACCCAAGAAGAACCGAGGCGUAAUAAAACCAUUGAGAAGGCUAGACGUCUGGACCUAAUGAGUUUACGAUAUGAGAUGGCGCUUUUCUCUCUUUGAGACCAUCUUAUUUUGAUGUUUGCGUUUGUUAGGAUAGAACACCGAUGCAGACAAAACCAGGUCUUAAAAUCCGUACUAUAAAUUUCAAUAUGUCACCCCGGCUGGGCGAGACGGCAGUUUGGACGCCGCUGAAGACUGAAAAGUGGGGAGAUUAAGACCAAUUCGGCUGGGUAUGCCAAUGGACCUGGAAGUAGCCAUAUAUUAGAAAGUCAGGGAUUCUUUUGAAAACAAAAAAACAAAAAAGACGAA
Lacerta agilis (Sand lizard) is the source of this 1537-nucleotide messenger RNA. It is a transcript of the gene HOXD9, whose product is annotated as homeobox D9. Bases 205 to 1215 code for a protein of 336 amino acids. Gene Ontology annotation, biological process: regulation of transcription by RNA polymerase II; embryonic skeletal system morphogenesis; anterior/posterior pattern specification. The record is from RefSeq and is a predicted model, not a curated record. The transcript has 2 exons. Gene Ontology annotation, molecular function: DNA-binding transcription factor activity, RNA polymerase II-specific; RNA polymerase II cis-regulatory region sequence-specific DNA binding. NCBI's taxonomy places the organism in Eukaryota, Metazoa, Chordata, Lepidosauria, Squamata, Lacertidae. Gene Ontology annotation, cellular component: nucleus.